Messenger RNA from Phytophthora infestans T30-4, 234 nucleotides. RefSeq lists its product as uncharacterized. NCBI's taxonomy places the organism in Eukaryota, Oomycota, Peronosporomycetes, Peronosporales, Peronosporaceae. The transcript is spliced from 3 exons. The record is from RefSeq and is a predicted model, not a curated record. Bases 1 to 234 code for a protein of 77 amino acids.
AUGGGUCUUCGUCAGCUGUGGUGGCAGAUGCUCACAGCGAGAAACGGAACCAAUUGUACACUGUCCUGGUAUCGCACGUCUAAACCGGCGAAUCACUUAGCAGCGGCCCACCGAGUUGUGUCCAUGAGAACGAAAGCACAACUGGAUUUUCACCAAGUUAUGGAGACCGUGAAAUGGGGAUUCAAGGUCCUUACAAGGCUUGGACUCUUCAACUACUUGGUGAUUUUGGGCUGA